AUGGGCGCAAGUGGGGUGCAGCGACAUCUGUCAGAAGAAAAGGAACUAAAGCUUUUGCAAAGGAAGGAGAGAGAGCGGUUCGAGAGAGAAUGUCUGCGUGCGCGCAACACCGGUUCACAUCGCAUGCUGCUCUCGAGCCACUCUGUUGAAUGUAAUUCCAGCAGUAUCGUUUUCGCAAGGACCAUCAGUGCGGACCACAAAGACCUGGUGCACGAUGUUGCCUUUGACUUUUAUGGAAGAAGGGUUGCCACCUGCUCCAGCGAUCAAACGGUCAAGGUUUUCAACUUGGGUGAUGAUAAUUCUUGGCACUGCACUGCUUCAUGGAAGGCCCACAGUGGGUCAGUUUGGAAAGUGACUUGGGCACACCCCGAGUUUGGCCAAGUUUUGGCCACAUGCUCCUUUGACCGUACUGCUACUGUGUGGGAAGAGAUAGUGACAUCUGCUUCAUCAACCCAGCAAGCACAUCCUACCCACUGGGUGAAGAGAACCAGUUUAGUGGAUUCCAGGACCUCAGUGAAUGAUGUGAAGUUUGGACCAAAACACCUUGGACUGCAAUUAGCCACCUGUUCUGCCGAUGGAAUAGUGCGCAUUUAUGAAGCACCAGAUGUUAUGAAUCUCAGCCAGUGGUCUCUCCAGCAUGAAAUCAAUUGCAAACUCCAGUGCAGUUGUAUUUCAUGGACUCCUCUGAAGACUUGGUCCAGUCCACCAAUGAUAGCAGUUGGGAGCGAUGAGCCAAAUUUGACGGCAGGCCCCAAGACCUUCAUCUAUGAGUUCCAGUGCACCGAUAGUCCCCAGUGGGUACGUGUGGACAGCCUGAAGGAAGUCACUAGUCCUGUCCAUGACCUUUCUUUUGCCCCAUGCUUGGGAAGGUCCUUCCACAUACUGGGAAUUGCUUCCAGAGAUGUCCUCCUCAUCAAGAUCAAGCCCUUGCCGAAGGAGACUUCACAAGCUUCUGGGGAGACCUCAAGUUCCAAAUAUGAGAUAACCAUCCUGGCCCGGCUGCCAGACCAUCCACCAACAGCAUGGAGAGUAGCUUGGAAUCUAACAGGCACUAUUCUAGCAUCCACUGGAGAUGAUGGCAACAUGAGAUUAUGGAAAGCCAACUUUGAUGGGAGAUGGGAAUGCAUAUCUGCCCUCAAGGGAGAUGGUUCCCGAUUGAAUGAGGCACCAGCUCCACCUCUUCCAGCCCAAAGCAGUGGCACUAGCCUUUCUGAUAUUGGAUCAAUGGGCAAUGCCAAAUAUUACAAACUUGGUGGUAUCUCUCACAGAGAACAAGUCAUUUGGCAUUGACCUGGUCCAUUUUUGUGACUGUGAUCAUUUAUGUUGCCUGUUUGCUCUAUAUGUCUGGAUUGAUUUCAUGUGUUCGCAUUCAUUCAGUAAUGUAAAAUAAAAGGAAACUUUUGAGAAGCA
Molecule: messenger RNA, 1410 nt
Organism: Darwinula stevensoni
Lineage: Eukaryota; Metazoa; Arthropoda; Ostracoda; Podocopida; Darwinulidae
Source: the annotation of a GenBank genome assembly